Phialemonium atrogriseum is the source of this 581-nucleotide messenger RNA. RefSeq lists its product as uncharacterized. NCBI's taxonomy places the organism in Eukaryota, Fungi, Ascomycota, Sordariomycetes, Cephalothecales, Cephalothecaceae. The transcript has 2 exons. Bases 97 to 378 code for a protein of 93 amino acids. The record is from RefSeq and is a predicted model, not a curated record.
CACAACUCACUUACCAUCCAUCCCCCAGCAAAACCAACUUCAGCCUCCCACCGUCUUCUUGACAACCAACAUCUUCACUCUUGAUCCUCGCCCACAAUGCGUUCCACCAUCACGCUACUGCCCAUCCUGGGCCUCCUCUCCGGACUGGCCCUCGCAACACCCGCUCCCGUCGUGGCCACCCUCGCCGCCCCGACUCACCUCGUCGGCGAGCCGCUGGCCGCCGACAGUGUCAACGCCACCGAAGUUGGUAGGCGCACUGUUGCUGAGCCUCCGCACCUCACCGUGGCAUUGGUUUCGGCGGAUGCGGUUAAUUCCACCUCCGCGGGCGUCGUGAAGCGGGCCAUCGAAGCGGCUAAGCUUCUUGUUUGGUCUCGAUGAGGCCACUCGGUAUUGCGGCCUAGGUCGGGGCCUAUCUGGCUGGGGGACAGCUACCGUGCGGUGUGAAGAAUGCAAUGAGGAGGGUUCUGGGCUGAAGCAAUGAAAUUGGAGGGUGCAAGUACAGAGUGUUGAGGCACUCUGCUAGACUGUUUGGCUUCUGGAACAUGGUGCCUGUUAUGGUCUUUAACGGUUCAUGAUCUGCU